Peromyscus californicus insignis is the source of this 5280-nucleotide messenger RNA. RefSeq names its product baculoviral IAP repeat-containing protein 3. The coding region runs from base 1962 to 3632 and encodes 556 amino acids. NCBI's taxonomy places the organism in Eukaryota, Metazoa, Chordata, Mammalia, Rodentia, Cricetidae. Gene Ontology annotation, cellular component: nucleus; cytoplasm. The record is from RefSeq and is a predicted model, not a curated record. Gene Ontology annotation, biological process: regulation of apoptotic process. The transcript has 9 exons.
GGUGGGCGAGGCCAGGCGGGCACCACUUAAAGGCGUCGUGACUCUCAGCCGCACCCCACAGGCCAGGCGACUGGUGCCACCCCGGAGAUCGGCGUCCUUGCUGGCGUGUGGAGCCUGGGGAGCGGGCUGCGGUUGACAAAGGACACAAACCUUCUACCACUUGUAGCUUUUUUUCUCAGUUUCUUCUGUAAACCAAAACAUCUCAAAAUGGAGGCCUAAACCCUUAAAAGGGACGUAGCCUAACCUUGGGAGGUAGUUUUGUGCAUGGACAGACAAAUUAAUUUCUAAGUGGACUUUCGGGACUGUUGUCCCAAGAUGCUCAUUUGAAGCAUGUGGUCUAGUUCUCGGAGGUGUGCUUUUUAUGGUUUGGUUGUGAAUUUGAUGCCUGGAAGGGAAGGAGCUCUGUGACAGGCAGUGUUGAAGUUGCCUGGCCGUCUCCCACUGGCUGGCAGUUUUUAAAAAAGUGCCCCUGUUCAAGAAAGAUCCAAACACAGUGCCGGUUAUCCAGAGGAAAUGAGUAAUCAGGCUUACUCGGGAGUAGAGAAGUGUGCUCAUGAGGUCGCUGGCAUGCUGAGAGGUUGCGACAAUGGCAGAGAAGAAACAGGAAGAAAAUGUUCUGGGACACACAGCAAGUUCAGAGGAAGUGAGACAGACAUUGCUUGAGAGCUGAGAAACUGUCCACCCGCAAGGCCGUUGGCAUUUUAAAGCUCUGCUCUGCAGGUCUUUUAGAUAGACUGCGGCAUGGGAACGGCGGCAGCUGCAUUGUUCUGAUAAACGAACCAGUUUACUCAGAAGGAAAUGUCCUAGAACGACCAAGUUUUCAUAGCCCUGUGGAGGGUCAGUGAGGUCAGACAGAGUCUCCUGAGGGAGACUCCUGGUGACAACUGUGCAGAGGAUGAGUUGGUGUCCUUGGUAGAGAACCUGCGUUUCUGGGAACUGCAGGAAGCCACAUCAGCCAGUGGCAGCAAACCCCUGGGGCCUUGAUAUAAGACGGAUUUGCUAACGGCUAGUAAAUCUUAUGUGAGAAAUUCUCAAUUUGAAGGUCUCUGCUGUUCAGAUGGUAAUAGAAUUUUUUUGUGUCUUGAUAAAUAUGUGCUCAGUGAACACUCUCUGUGAGAUAAUUUCUGACCAAAACUAAAAAUUUUUGUUACAAGCCUGUAGUGGUGGUGCACACCUUUAACCCCAGCACUCAGGAGGCAGAGGCAGGCCAAUCUCUGAGUUUGAGGCCAGCCUGGUCUACAGAGUGUUAUGAUAUCAGAAUAUUAACACACAGUGAGUUCUAAGACAGCCAGGGUUACACAGAGAAACUUUGUCUCAAAAAAAAAAAAGACAAAGAACGAAAGAAAGAAAACACAAAGUUUGAGAUGUGCUGUGUAACUCCGUGGUAAGGCGCACAGGCUUUGUGAGCCCAAGGCCCUGGGCUCGAUCCCCAGUGCUGCGCAGAUGAGCAAAAAAGGUACAGGAUCAGUGAGUGAGUCUGAUCCUGGUCCUUUGAAAGGAAACAAAAAACAAGCAAGAGUCUUGAAGUGGUUUAUUAUUUUAAAUCGCAUCUGAACCACGUUUCACUCGCUAUGAAUGCACAGUGUCAUGAAUCAGACUUUUUGUGCAGGUUGCAUGAACGCCGCUCAUGCAUCCUCCUGGCAAAGAGAAGCAGGCUUGCCCCCAAGACGCCUGGCACAGAGUGCCCAAACUUCUGUCACACAUUGGCUGUUAGGUAGAAUCUAGUUUUUAUUGUGUGCAUGAAGAUUGUACAAAGGUGUGGUUGUGUGUAAUUGUGCCUUAAAAUGUAUCAGGGUAGGAUUUACACUCUCAUCCUACUGAAUCCCAAAAUACAUAGAAGGAAAAAAAUGAGUUUGUUCUUAUUUUAGGUGUUCAGCCUAGUAGUAAAACUGACCAAAAGCCAUGCACAAAACUACCUCCCCAGAGGAAGGCUGGUCCCUUCCCCUCCCCAUCGUUUCGUCAUGAACUUGGUUCAAGACAGUGUCCUCCUGUCCAAGCUGAUGAAGAGUGCCGACACAUUUGAGUUGAAGUACGACUUUUCAUGUGAGCUGUACCGUUUGUCCACGUACUCAGCUUUCCCUGCUGGAGUUCCUGUCUCAGAACGGAGUCUGGCUCGUGCUGGCUUUUACUACACGGGCGUCAACGACAAGGUCAAGUGCUUCUGCUGUGGCCUGAUGCUGGACAACUGGAAACAAGGGGACAGCCCUGUUGAAAAGCACAGGCAGCUGUACCCCAGCUGCAGCUUCGUCCACACUCUGAGUCCAGCCAACAGUCUGGAAGCCAGCCCUCAGCCUUCUCUUCCGUCUGCAGCGCCGAGCACCAUGCCUUCAUUAUGUGCAAGUUUGGAGAACACUGGCUAUUUCAGUGGCUCUUACUCAAGCUUUCCCUCAGACCCUGCGAACUUCAGAGCAAAUCAAGAUUGUCCUAGUUUGAGGACAAGUCCCUACGACUUCGCGAUGAAUACAGAGAAGGCCAGAUUACUCACCUAUCAGACAUGGCCAUUGUCCUUUCUGUCACCGGCCGACCUGGCCAGAGCCGGCUUCUAUUACAUAGGGCCUGGAGACAGGGUGGCCUGCUUUGCCUGUGGUGGGAAACUGAGCAACUGGGAACCGAAGGAUGAUGCUAUGUCAGAGCAUCGGAGACAUUUCCCCAGCUGCCCAUUCUUAAAAGAUCGGAGUCAGUCAGCCUCGAGAUAUACUGUCUCUAACGUGAGCAUGCAGACACAGGAAGCACGUGUUAGAACAUUCUUUAACUGGCCGUCUAGUGCUCUGGUUCCUCCUCAGCAGCUUGCAAGUGCAGGAUUUUAUUAUACAGGGCACAGCGAUGACGUCAAGUGCUUUUGCUGUGAUGGCGGGCUGAGGUGUUGGGAGUCUGGAGACGACCCCUGGGUGGAGCAUGCCAAGUGGUUUCCCAGGUGUGAAUACUUGAUAAGGAUCAAAGGGCAAGAGUUUGUUGACCACGUUCAAGCCGGGUACCCUCAUCUACUUGAACAGCUAUUAUCUACGUCAGACACCCCAGAAGAUGAGAACCAAGACUCACCAAUUGUGCAUUUCGGACCUGGCGAAAGUUCAGAAGAUGCGGUCAUGAUGAGCACAGCUGUGGUUAGAGCGGCUUUGGAAAUGGGCUUCAGCAGGAGCCUGGUGAGACAGACCAUUCAACGUCACAUCCUGGCCACCGGGGACACUUACAGGACCGUCGGCGACCUCGUGAUAGGCUUGCUUGAUGCAGAAGAUGAGAUACGGGAGGAACAGAAGGAGCAGGCAGCUGAGGAAACAGAGUCAGACGAUCUAACAUUAAUCCGGAAGAACAAGAUGGUGCUUUUUCAACAUUUGACGAGUGUGACACCAAUCCUGGACUGUCUCCUACGUGCCAGGGCGAUCACUGAACAGGAGUGCGAUGCUGUCAAACAGAAGCCGCAGACCUUGCAAGCAAGAACACUGAUUGAGACUGUGUUAGCCAAAGGAAACACUGCAGCAGCCUCAUUCAGAAACUCCCUUCAGGACAGUGACCCUGUGCUAUACCAAGAUUUAUUUGUGCGACAGGACUUUAGGCGUCCUCCCACAGAUGACAUUGCAGUCUUUACUCUCUCUGAAGAAGCCACAUUCAGGAUGGAGAAAUGGCUCAGCAGCUAAGAGGGUUUGCUGCACAAGCUUGAGGAGCUGAGUUCAAAUCCCUAGCACCUUAGCAAACAGCUGGGCAUGGCUGCACAGUGCCUGUGUGACGUGUUGCUCCAGUGAUGUGGACCAGAAGACAGGAUUGCUGAUGCUCAUGGGCCGUGACUCUAGGCACAAAGAUACACCCUGUCUCAUUUCUUGGGUUACAAUUGCCAAUAUUCCCUCAUGUGGAUGUGUCCAGCAAAAUUACAUAUGGUUUACACGAGAAGCUAUCAACAACCCAUUCCUAGCAAAGUAUUAUAAAACAAGACAUUUAUCCAAAACUGCUAAUUACAAUAGUGUUUGUGGAAGGUUGCAGACCACCCAAAUGCCUGUCAGUGGGAAAAUAGCUGAAUUUACAAUAUUUCUUUUCUUUAGAGAACUCAUUCUAGUAUUUUCCUUGUAAUGCUGAGAUUUCAACUUACUGUCUCAAAUGCUAUACCACACACCCUCAGCUUAGAAAUAACCCAAUUUUUAACAUGGGCAAUCUUUUGAAUUUUGCAUGGUCCUUGAGCCAGAUCUAUGGUAAUACUUUUUCUCUUUGGCUAGAGGAAACUUUGACUUUUCUUUUGGUAAAGAAAAGGUCACAGGAUGUGGUGUCCAACACCUAGAAUCCCAGCACUCGGGAGGCAUAGGUAAACAGAUCUCUGUGAGUUCAAGGCCAACCUGGUCUACAAAGUGAGUUCCAAGGACAGCCAGGGCUGUUACACAGAGAAACCCAUCCCGAAAAUAAAGAAAAAGGUCAGGUCUUGGCUCUACUUCUUUUGGGCUCAAGUUCUCCUGGCCGUCCCCACUCAUCUCCUCCUCAGUAACAGGCCUGUCUUUCCUGGAUGGCUCUGAUACCUGCAGUGUGCAUGGUUACUGAUGGCGGGCAGAGUGGACCGUGGUGGUCAUGAAGGCUGGCGGCUGGCUGUGCCUUCCCUCUAUCAUCACUGUAACACCCUGUGGCCGGCCCACUGGCUGGGACGCUCUUUUGUGGUUCAGGGACCUACUAUUCCUGACUCUUGCACACACGCCCCUGGCGGUACCUAAUCUUACUACUGUAGCUGCAGAGACGAAAGGAACAAAGCUAGCUUGGAACUCACUGUGUAGUCCAGGCUAGCCUUAAUCUCGCAGCGAUCCUCGGCCUGAGCCACUAUUCCUGGCUCUUAACUGCUUUUGAAUCAAAUCGUUAAAGUUGAAUAUAUUAUGGUGUACUUAUGCCGUGUAUCACCAGCACCUAUAACGUUCGUCGCUAUGUGCAAUACUGAGUGGUCUGCAAUUUAGCAAGUGGAGAAAGGCAUGCUACUAAGAACUUGAAAUUUUACUUUUUUCUUUAUUUAUAUGUUUUAUUUUAUGUGUGAUUUGCCUGUAUGUUUGGGCAGUGCAUCACUUGUAUGCAAUACCCACGGAGGCCAGAAGAGGGCGUCGAAUUCUUUGGAACUCCAUGAUGUGGAUUUUAGGAAACGAACCAGGGUCCUCCGCAGCAGUAGUGUUCUUAACUACUAUCUCUCCAGCCCCUGGUUUUAUUAUACAACUUACGUUGCAGAAAUCUUUUCAAUCUUAAUUUUUCUUCAAAAAUAUCUUGAAUCGUAUAUUUUUUGUAUAUAAAGAUGAAAUGUCAUAACUACCUCAACAUUGAAAGUUU